Molecule: messenger RNA, 750 nt
Organism: Geosmithia morbida
Lineage: Eukaryota; Fungi; Ascomycota; Sordariomycetes; Hypocreales; Bionectriaceae
Product: Histidinol phosphatase or a related phosphatase
Exons: 2
Coding region: 1-750 (249 amino acids)
Source: RefSeq, a predicted model, not a curated record
AUGGCCUUCACAGUGAAACGGUUUGCUCCUCUCAAGAGAGGGGCCGUAAACUCUGCCAAUCUCCCCGAGCUCAAGGGAGUUGUGUUUGACAUGGACGGUACCCUGUGCGAACCUCAGACCUACAUGUUUGGUGAGAUGCGCGACGCCCUAGGCAUCACAAAAGCGGUAGACAUCCUCGAGCACGUCGAGAGCCUCUCACCGGCCGACCGGGAGACAGCCCUGGAGGCCAUCCGUGCCAUCGAGCGCCGGGCCAUGGCCUCGCAAAAGGCCCAGCCGGGCCUGACGACACUCAUGUCGUACCUCGACGAGCGGGGGAUCCCCAAGGCCAUCUGCACGCGCAAUUUUGACGUCCCCGUCCGCAACCUGCUCGGCAAGUUCCUCGCCGGCUCCGUCUUCCACCCCAUCAUCACGCGCGAUUUCCGCCCUCCCAAGCCCGACCCCGCCGGCAUCCUCCAUAUUGCCCAGAACUGGGCCUUGUCCGGUACCGGUGGCGCCGGUGACGCCGGUGCCGAUGCGGGUGCCGAUGCGGGUGCCGAGCUGCCUGAUGCCACGGGGCUCAUCAUGGUCGGUGACUCCAUCGAUGACAUAACUGCUGGUCGCAGGGCGGGCGCAGCCACGGUCCUCCUCGUCAACGACGUCAACAGGGCGCUCGCCGACCACGCUCACACUGACCUCGUCAUCGAGAGCUUGGAUGAGCUCGUCAACGUCCUCGAGGAGGGCUUCCAGGGGCGAGAGGAUGCCAACUUUUGA